UUUUUUUUUGAAAUUUCAAAAGAUCUUUGAAUGUUGUCCUAUGAUGAUAUGACCGAGCGACAGCGCGAGGUGUACGACUACGUCAAGAAUGAGGUCGUCCUAAUGCUUAGCGGCGCUCGCAUGAACGAGGCAGAAGCACAGGCCGUUGUUGAAGGGCUCAAAGUGAACACGAAGCUGAUCUUCCUCUCGCUGAGUGCGAAUCCUAUUGCAGCGGUGACGAUAGCUGACUUGCUCAGAGUGAACAAGACGAUCCAGAACCUCUUUCUGCAAGAGAAUCAGAUUGGCGAUGCUGAUGCUGUGGCAAUCGCUGAUGCACUCAAAGUGAACACAACGCUGAAUGAUCUCGAUCUGAAAGUGAAUCAGAUUGGCGAUGCUGGUGCGGUGGCCAUCGCUGAUGCACUCAAGCUGAAUAUGACGCUGAAAAAGCUCAGACUUGAUGAGAAUCAGAUUGGCGAUGCUGGUGCGGUGGCCAUCGCUGAUGCACUCAAGCUCAACACGACGCUGGCAAGGCUCCUUUUGGUUGAGAAUCAGAUUGGCAAAGCAGGAGCGCAGGCGAUUGCUGAAGCACUCACAGUGAACACGACGGUGACUGAGCUACGACUUGAUAAGAAUCAGAUUGGCGAUGCUGGAGCGCAGGCGAUUGCUGAAGCACUCAAAGUGAACACGACGCUGACUGAGCUACGUCUGCACCAGACUCAGAUUGGCGAUGUUGGAGCGCAGGCAAUCGCUGAAGCACUCAAAGUGAACACAACGCUGAUCGACCUCCAGUUGUCUGGCAAUCAAAUUGGUGACAUUGGAGCGCAGGCAAUCGCUGAAGCACUCAAAGGGAACCCGACGGGGAUCACAGUCGAUCUAAACUCUAAUUGCAUUGAUCGUGCCUUUGUUCAAUUGGUUAAACAGGCACAGAAAACCAAAAACCGUGGGCUUUACCUUUCCAACGACACUCAGUUCAACCCACUUGUAUUCUCUUUACUUCCACGAUUGGCGAGUACUGAAGACAUCCAAGCAGUUCUCGGCAUGCUGACCAGCGGGUUGGAGCUGGAGAAUCAAUCCCAAUCUCUACCAGCUCUACCAACCGAGAUUGCCGAGCUCAUUAUGGACGAAGCGUAUUACUGGCAAGGCGUUCAACACGCCAAACGAAUGCAUGGUGACCAGCACUAUACUUUGACAGUCACCGUGCCUCGGAGCGUCAUCGGAAAUUCGAUCCGCGUGAAAACAAUUCAAGUGCUUCGUGAGUGGAAGUUGUGUCCCGACACCAUCAGUGACUGUGUUUUCGACUUAACUGUCCAGGAUGAACAAGGUGCUGUUCGAUACGAAUGUCUUGUGCAGCCGACUUUCGUCGAUUCAAACCUCCUCCAGCUUGCGACAAUCUGGCCAGCCAAUCAUCCUAUCCUCCGGCAAAUGCGCGAGGGUUGGCAAGUUCGAGUUGCACGCAGCAAGUCUAACGAAUAUGUGCGAUUUGAAGCGCUUUAUGUCGGGUAUGUCUAAAGUGCAGCCUUUGGAGCAAAACGCCUUUUUUCCCCCUUUUCGAAUAUGUUGAACGUUCCCAACAGUGUUUCAGCAGGUUUAAGUGUUCGACCUUCUUGAGAGAUGAGACAAAAGCCUCGAAUGAACAGGCUGAAAUGCAAUUGGCUUCUUGUCGACCGACUCACAUUGAUCGAACAAGAUGAAAAACCGCACCUUUGGCGCUGUGCUGUCGUAUCAGUGUGUAAAGUCAGGAAUGAGAGCUCGAGGCAGAGAAGACCAACUUUAACUUUAUUGGAGCAGUGCG
Molecule: messenger RNA, 1771 nt
Organism: Capsaspora owczarzaki ATCC 30864
Lineage: Eukaryota; Filasterea; Ministeriida; Capsasporidae
Exons: 12
Coding region: 31-1488 (485 amino acids)
Molecular function (GO): protein binding
Source: RefSeq, a predicted model, not a curated record